AUGUCGCUCGUACCUCCCGACCCUUCUCAGAACUUUUCGCACAUCUUGCGUCUGCUCAACACCAAUGUUGACGGCAAGAACAAGAUCAUGUAUGCCUUGACCGAGAUCAAAGGUGUGGGACGCAGGUACGCGAACAUGGUCUGCAAGAAGGCAGAUGUCUCGCUCGAGAAGCGUGCCGGCGAGCUCAACUCCGACGAGCUCGAGCGGAUCGUAACCAUCCUGCAAAACCCUGCGGAAUUCAAGAUCCCCAACUGGUUCUUGAACAGGCAAAAGGACAUUGUCGACGGAAAGAACUCUCACAUUCUGUCCAACAACGUCGACAGCAAGCUGCGUGACGACAUUGAGAGGCUCAAGAAGAUCCGCGCUCACAGAGGUCUGCGUCACUUCUGGAACUUGCGUGUCCGUGGUCAACACACCAAGACUACUGGUCGUCGCGGUCGCUCCAUUGCGGGCAAGAAGAAGUAAACAGCGAGUGCGCAAAACACUCGCAGAGGAUCAGAUUGGCGUUGCUCGAAGCGGUCAAGCAAUGCCAAUCCUUCUUCGCCUCCUCUAUGCUCAUCACCCCGAUCAUCGUCAUCACGCCCACAAGUCUUCACCAUGUGCAGUAUUCAGGCUCUCUUGCCCCCAAGCAACAAAAGUACGACCCGCGCUGUUUGACUGUCAGCAUGCCUGCAUGACCGAGGCUCGGUGGCCUGCUCGAGCGUGUUGCAAGGCAAGCAUGGUAGAAACCGGGCCGUUCAUCUCAGCCAGUCGGUAUCACUGGAGGCGUCGCAUGGACAAGGGGUGCAUGCGUUCAUUGGCUGCGUGGGUGCGCGUAC
Molecule: messenger RNA, 818 nt
Organism: Ceraceosorus guamensis
Lineage: Eukaryota; Fungi; Basidiomycota; Exobasidiomycetes; Ceraceosorales; Ceraceosoraceae
Product: ribosomal protein S13
Exons: 3
Coding region: 1-465 (154 amino acids)
Biological process (GO): translation
Cellular component (GO): cytosol; ribosome; small ribosomal subunit
Molecular function (GO): structural constituent of ribosome; RNA binding
Source: RefSeq, a predicted model, not a curated record